CAGAGGCUUUUCCGUCGCGAUUACGAAAAUGCCCGCGGUCCAUCGGAGCUGAGCUAUGGCGCCGGCACCAUUCCCACCGCCGAACCGCUCCUGCCCUCCCGCUCGCGCCCUCGCUCCGUCUCCUCCACCUCAGCUCCUCCUCCUCCUCCUCCGGCGAAGCAGCGGCUUCGGCGCCGUCCGGUUCGGAGCCCGCUGCUCGCCCCGGUCGGUUCACUUCGAGGCUCGACCGGCCGGGGUCCCGCUCGAUGCGGACGCGGGGAGGAAGAAGCGGAAGCCGAAGCCGAGCUUCUUCGAGCAAAUCCGCGGCAAGUGGACGAGCAAGACCGGUUCGGCCCGGGAGAGGUUCCCUUGGCAGGUGGAGGAGCGAGAGCCGCCGCGCGGACGGUGCGAGGACGAGGGGUUGGCGAGCCGGGAGGUGCCCGAUGAAGCUGUGAAGACGUCAACGGAGAAUGAGCGUGAUGUUGAUUCGCCGGGGACCGAUGGCGGCGUCGUGGUGCGUGCCGUUUCGGUUAAUAAGUCUACGUUGCCUCCCUGGGCGGUUCAUGGAUGUAAACCCUCGCCAGAACCCGUCCGUGGCGAUGAGAGCGACGCUUCGCGAUUAGGCUCAGGAGGAGAGGAAAUUGAGGAGGUUAGGGAGCGUUUGGAUGAUGGCAACGUCGUUGGAGCUGGCAAUUCGAUUAGCGAAGUUGAUUUUGGCGGGGGGUUCGAUGCGGAAGACGAUGAAUGGGAGAAACUGUCUGCAGUUCCUCGAAAAGGUGAAAAAUUAUCACUCGCCUUUGGAGGAUUGAGAGUGAGUGACGUUCUGUCCGAUGAGGAGGAUCAUGAGGCCGUUGUUGAGUUGGAGAAGCUUGACGUUUCUGGUGAGAGUGGUGAUAAAGGUUCGGUGGCCUUACCUUGGAAGAGAGAUGGAGAUGGAGAAGGGAGGAGGAAGCAUGUGGAUUUGGCGGAGAGAGUAAUUCCGCAACAUGAGCUCAGGAGGCUCAGGAAAAUUGCUCUCAGGAUGGUGGAGAGGAUGAAAGUUGGGGAUGCAGGGAUUACUCGGGCUUUGGUGGAUUCUAUACAUGAGAAGUGGAGAGAGGAUGAAGUGGUGAAGUUGAAGUUUGAAGGUCCCCAGUCACUUAACAUGAAAAGAACCCAUGAAACUUUGGAGAGUAGGACUGGAGGCUUUGUUAUAUGGAGAUCUGGAAGUUCAGUGGUGUUGUACCGAGGGAUGGCCUAUACGCUUCCUUGUGUCCAAUCAUACAACGAAAAAAUACAGGGCAGUGUAAGUUCUCUGAAAAAUGAGGACAUAGCCAGCGAUGUUUUUCAUAGCAAAGGAGGCCGGAUUUUAUGUGGUUCUGCAGAUUAUAUGAAGGAUCUGUCUAAGGAAAAACGCAUGGAUAUGAAUGAUCCUAACAGUUUAUUAGAUGAGUUGGGUCCACGGUUCAAGGAUUGGUCAGGCUGUGAGCCAGUUCCAGUUGAUGCUGACUUGCUCCCUUCAGAGGUUCCUGGAUAUAAACCUCCAUUUAGGCUUCUUCCUUACGGGGUUAGACAUUGUCUGAGAAACAAAGAGAUGACCAGGUUUCGUAGACUUGCAAGAACGAUGCCUCCACAUUUUGCCCUGGGAAGAAACAGAAAGCUGCAAGGUCUUGCUGAGGCCAUGGUAAAGUUGUGGGAGAGCAGUGCUAUUGCAAAAAUAGCCAUUAAACGUGGCGUGCUAAAUACUUGCAAUGAUAGAAUGGCUGAGGAACUGAAGAAUUUAACUGGGGGAACACUACUUUCUAGAAACAAAGAUUAUAUUGUGUUUUACAGGGGCAAUGACUUCUUGCCUCCUGUGGUGGUGGAAGCACUGAAAGAGAGAGAAAAGCUAACAGAUGUCCAGGCAAAUGAGGAAGACCAAGCACGUCAGAGGGCCUCAGCUGCAACUGAAACAAAAUUAAAAGCUUCUCAUAGCCCACUUGUUGCUGGCACUCUUACUGAAACUCUGGCUGCCACCUCUCGGUGGGGGAAUGAAAUAAGUAGCAAAGAUGUUGAGCAAAUGCGUAGAGACGAAUCACUCAAUAAGCACGCUGCACUCUUGAAAUAUCUUGAGAAGAAACUUGCUCUUGCAAAAGGGAAGGUCAAAAGGGCUGAGAAAGCUCUAGCGAAAGUGCAGGACAAUCUUAGACCAGCAGACCUUCCAGUUGAUCUGGAAACCAUAAGUGAUGAGGAGAGAUCUGUACUUCGUAAGAUUGGUCUGAGUAUGAAGCCCUUCCUGCUUAUCGGAAGGCGUGGCAUUUUUGAUGGUACCAUAGAGAACAUGCACUUGCAUUGGAAGUAUCGCGAGUUGGUGAAACUAAUUGUGAGGGGAAAAAGUUUUGCACAAGUUAAGCAUCUUGCAGUUUCUUUAGAGGCUGAAAGUGGUGGAGUGCUGGUAUCCUUAGAUAAGACUAUGAAAGGCUAUGCUAUCAUUGUUUAUCGUGGGAAGAAUUAUCAAAGGCCUCAUGCAGUGAGACCCAGAAAUUUGCUGACUAGAAGGCAGGCAUUGGCUCGCUCUAUUGAACUUCAGAGACGUGAGGCACUCAAGCAUCAUAUUUCAGACUUGCAGGAGCGGAUUGAGCUACUAAAAUACGAACUUGAAGAUAUGAGAGUAAACAACCAAAUUGAUGAAGAAAAACUUUCUAGAUCACUUAAUGCCGGAGCAACAAUAGAUGACACAUCUGAGGAUGAAGGAGAGGAGGCAUAUCUUAAAGUUUAUGACAGUGGUGUGGAGGACGCUUGAAGGAAUUAAGAAGCUCGUUCAUGAAAAAAAUUGAUUGUCCAGGCACCCCUGCUUGUGGUCGGAAGCAGAUUUCUUGAAUGUUGUGAACCAUUUUUGACCUGAGAGGAGUCUUUCUAAUCACAUGUAAGAAAAUUGAAAUGCAAUGUGGGUGUCUUGUGAAAGCCACCCAGCAUUCGUCUCAGCUAAUUGUAGUGAAAGAACAUCGAUGAUCGAGACAACAUUGCACCGAUUCACAAUCUUCCAACGUGCAUAUGGUGUUACGAGAGACUUGAUACAAGAAGAUGGGUCCUGUAGUGACUCGUGAGAUAACAGUAGGUGGUCCGAGAUGCUGUUGCAGUUGUUCACAACCUGGCAAGUGCACUUUUUCAAUGAGAACGUACACGGAAGAAACCGGGCAUUGGCUCUCUCACCUCAAAAAACUGCCCGCUUGCAGUUUCAGCUGAUAUUUUGCUAUUAGUUCUACAUUAUUGUGGUAGGUAACUUGAAACUCCGUCACUAGGCUCUGUAGGUACAGAUUAGUGUAGGGAUGCCUGAAACAAAGCCUUUGUAGUUACACAAGUGAGGUAAGACAUGGCACUUCGCCAAGUCACAUGCGUCAUAAACUCGUAAUCACUGUUGCGCAUGAUGUCGGCAGUUCUCACCUUGGAUGUGGCGAUGCCGGACCAAACCAACUUAAGUAUCUUAAGCCUGUAUUUCAUACAAGAUGCGAUGACAUCCCAUUUCAGAGUCGAUGCAUUUUUCA
Messenger RNA from Eucalyptus grandis, 3482 nucleotides. RefSeq names its product CRM-domain containing factor CFM3, chloroplastic/mitochondrial. The record is from RefSeq and is a predicted model, not a curated record. The transcript has 10 exons. Bases 56 to 2740 code for a protein of 894 amino acids. Gene Ontology annotation, molecular function: mRNA binding. Lineage: Eukaryota; Viridiplantae; Streptophyta; Magnoliopsida; Myrtales; Myrtaceae. Gene Ontology annotation, biological process: RNA splicing, via transesterification reactions.